AUGGAGGAUCCUCCACAGGAUCCGCCUCCCCUGCCUCGUCUCCCUCCUGAUCCGGUCUUCCUUGGACCUGAUGCUGGUCUUCGUGGCUCUCUGUUGAGCUCUCCUUCUUCCUCUCCGAUGGAUUUAUCCCCUGCAGUUUCGGUGCUCGACUCAACGGACCCGGAUAAGAACUUGGCUUCCAGUGGCCCAUCCCCUCCCCUCACGGGGUCUUUCAUUUUCGGCUCCUUGAGUCCGAGUGUUCCUCUGCCGUCGGUCCUAUCUGAUGAUACAACUAGGACGGUCCCUGAUUUGGCUGAACCCGGGUCCUCGAAAAUCCCAUCUGCUGCGACUCAUCCGACAAGUAGCUCUAAUCCUUCAGAGUUUGCUUACAAUUGGGCGAGUAACCUAAACUCUGCGUCUAAGUUUCCUCCUCCGUCAGCCACGGUCUCUAUGUCUGCAGAUGGUAGGCCGAGAGUUAAGAUUCCUAAUGGGGUUUUCGAGAGAGGAGCAAAGAUCCAUACUGAUUUCAUCGUUGGAAUCUUCUAUGGUAAAGCUCCAUCUUAUGGGAAGAUCUGGGCUGUCUUAAAUUAUCUAUGGGGCAAGGAUAGAAGAGUUACCAUUCAUCAUCUAGCCAAAAACGCUUACAUCUUCCACAUUCCAUCUCCCUCCUUGCGCAAACGCAUCCUCCAGCACGAACUUUGGCGUGUAGGUGAUUCACCAUUCUUUGUCACCGAAUGGAAAGCAGAAUUUAGUCUAAAUCCUCCUUCUCUUGACAAAGCUCCCGUAUGGGCCAAGAUUCAGGGCAUCCCUUUUGACCUAAUAACUAAUGAAGGUUUAAGCUCAAUCUGUACGCCUUUAGGACGUGUGGUUGAUGCGAAACCUUUCACAAGUAUUUCUUCCGCAGAGGUGAAGGUGAUUGUUGAUCUCACUAAGCCUUUACCAGCAGAAGUUGAGCUGGAAUGCGACAACGGUAAAAUUCUGGUGUUAGAGAUAACCUAUCCAUGGUUGCCUCCCCUUUGUCCGAUUUGUAAUGAAAUUGGUCACAAAGCUACUCGUUGUCCGGCAUCAAGCGCUAAGGAAAAAGCUGAGUUUAAAGGCAAGGGUGUAGCUUCUGAUACGGAUCCAGCUAAGGAAUGGCAAGCGCCAAACAGAAAAAGCAAAGGCAAGAAGUCUAAGAAGAAGCAAGUUGACUCAGAUGUUGGUACUAACCCUGCCGGUCCUUCUUCCUCUAAACCUGUAUACGUCGAGAAAUCGAAGGCCUUUUCUACGCCAGCUCAGGUCGUAUCGAGUAACAUGUUCCUUCCUCUUCAGGGUGAGGAGCCUGAGAAGGACUCUAAAAUUGGCUCGUCUCUGCCACUAAGUUCUGACGGUUCUGAUGGUUCUGAGGUCGGGGGUACGUCCGGUGCGUGCUCUACCUCUGAGGGUGGUACUCUUGCCUUGGGUUUCCCUCUUCGCCCUUCUUCAGUCACUGGCUCUACCAUCCAACAGAGCCAAAGCAAGCCCCCUUCAUCAUCUCUGGUAUUGAGUACUGGUACAGGGCUUAAUUCAACGGUUUUCUUCGGCUCAUCUCCUAAAUCUUCUGCGGAGAGGAAAAAGAAGAAGCGUAAAUAUUCAUCUCCGGUUCGUCAAGGAACCAGUGAUAAUACUAAGCAUAGCCCGCUUUUUUCUUGGCUCAACAGACGGUCAAUUCCUUUUGGGGCGCUUCUUGAAACGCACGUUAGUGAAUCUAGCAAGCAACUUAUUUUAUCUUCUUUGGGCCCUGGGUGGUCACUUUUGGACAACUACCACCACUCUCCGUUAGGGAAGAUCUGGUUUAUCUUCAGAAACCCGGUUACAGUAAGGCUUCUUUUUGCAGACCUCCAAUCUAUCACUUGUGAGGUUAAUUUGGAGGAUGGGAAUUCUAUUGUCUACACGACUAUUUAUGCUUCUAAUGAGGUCGAGCUUCGAAAAGAUCUCUGGAUUUCUCUAAGAGACACAAGUGCAGCUUUUGAUCUCUCUAACAAGCCUUGGAUUGUGGGAGGAGAUUUUAAUGAAAUUCUUCAUCCUGACGAAACUUCUAACCUGGGUAUUAACACGACAAACCGAGCAAUGCGGCUGUUUGGAGAGUGUCUGGGUGAUCUAGGUCUUUUUGACCUUCCUUUUACAGGCCCUAAAUUCACUUGGACUAAUAAGUGUCCUUCAGACCCCAUAGGUAAAAAACUUGACAGAUGUUUGGUUAAUGGGGCAUGGAUUCUUCGGUUCCCUUCAAGCUAUUGCGAGUUUUCUGCUCCAGAAUUUUCAGAUCAUUGUCCUUGUCAUAUUCAACUGGUCUCUCCGCCUCCGUCUUUCGGCUCGCGGCCAUUCAAGUUCUACAACUUAUUAACAAAGAACUUACAAUUCUUAGAGGUUGUUAAGGGAGCUUGGGAUGUGGCGGGGCCUCGGGCUUUCACACUGAGGGAUUUCUGUUUUAAACUGAAAAGCAUGAAGAGGCCUAUGAAGUCUCUGCACCGAGAUAAUUAUAGUGAUAUUGAGAAGCGAGUGCAUCUAGCAGAGGCUAAUCUUACUUCUGCUCAGCUCAUAGCCCUUGAUGAUCCUACGCCGAUCAACGUGCAGAUGGAGGUACUAGCUAAGGACCUUUGGAUUUCUCUGCGUCUUGCUGAGGAAAGUUUUUUCAGGCAACGCUCUCGAGUUAAGUGGUUGGGCGAAGGUGAUCUCAAUACGCCUUUCUAUCAUAGUAUGAUGACGAUGCGAAAUGCUCUGAAUGCGGUUAAACAACUUUACCGCGAUGAUGGGUCUGCUACAAACUCGCUUCAGGAGGUGCACGCUCUUGCAGUGGAGUACUUUGAAGGUAUUUUGUGUACAAUUCGUGGUAUGUUCUGGCCUGGUCUACCAGACUUUCUUGAGGCUAUCAUCCAGCGUAAAUGCUCACCCCAGGACAAGGAUGCGUGCCUUCUUCUGUUUGUUCCCGAUAUGAUCUUGUCAUGUCUUCAGAAAAUGAAAAGUAAUAAGACUCCGGGACCUGACGGCUUUCCGGUGGAAUUCUUUAGAGCUGCUUGGAGUGUGCUAGGUGAGGAAUUUAUUUCAUCAACGCUUGAUUUUUUCAGGACUAGCUUCAUGCCCACGUCUUUAAAUUCCACGUCCUUGGUUCUUCUUCCCAAGCGGCCUGGGGCCAACACUAUUCGAGAGUUUCGACCCAUAGCGUGUCUUAACACACAGUACAAGUUGAUCUCGAAGCUCAUUUCCAACAGGCUAAAGUCCAUCCUCCCGUCAAUCAUCCUCCCUAACCAAACGGCCUUUGUCAAGGAUAGGUUGAUUCUUGAGAACAUUUUGUUGGCCUCAGAGGUUCUAAAUGGCUACCAUAAAGACUCAGAGGUCCCAAAAAUAACAUUGAAGGUCGAUAUAGCGAAAGCUUUCGAUUCAGUUCGAUGGGAUUUUGUGCUAAGUACUCUUCAAGCCUAUGACUUACCUCCCAUCUUCAUCGGAUGGGUUAAAGCCUGCAUCUGCUCUCCGUCCUUCUCCCUUAGUAUUAAUGGAGUCACCUCGGGAUAUUUUAAGGGGAAGACUGGUCUUAGGCAAGGCGAUCCGUUGUCUCCAAUCCUCUUUGUCAUGAUGAUGAAUAUUCUUUCGCUAAUGUUGAACAGAGCUGCAUUGUCAGGCUCUUUUGGAUACCACCAGCACUGUGCUGAUCAACAACUUACUCACUUGUGCUUUGCUGACGAUUUACUCAUAUUCACCGAGGGCACUGAAUCGUCGCUGGAAGGAGUUUUUACCGUUUUAUCAGAUUUUGAAAUGAUGUCUGGCCUUGCAGUUAAUGUAAGUAAAACGAAUAUGUUCUCUUCAGGGAUUGCAGAAGUUGAGAUUCAGCGAAUUGCUAGUCGUUUCGGGCUGACUCGUUCUAACUUACCAGUUCGCUAUCUUGGAACUCCUCUCUGUACGAAGAAGUUGUCUUUCUCAGACUGUGAUCCGCUCUUGUUGCAGAUCAAAAAGAAAUUGAGUUCCUGGACUACACGAUCCCUUUCAAUGGCGGGGAGGCUAACCAUGCUAACCUCUGUCAUCUCGGGCAUUAUUGGCUAUUGGUCAAGCGCUUUUCUCCUUCCAAAGCGGGUAAUGAAAGCUAUCAACUCUCUUUGCAGUUCAUUCCUGUGGCAUGGGACUAUUGGGAUUUCAACAGGUGCAAAAGUUGCUUGGAAGGCUCUUUGUACUCCGAAAACAGAGGGUGGCUUAGGUAUUCGAAAUAUAGAGACAUGGAGUGAAACAUGUGCCUUGAAGCUAAUUUGGAUGCUCUUCUUCAGAGCUGGAUCUAUCUGGGUAGCUUGGAUGAGACAGAGAUACUUGAACAGAGCCUCUUUUUGGUCACUCAAUGAGAAAAAUUAUACUUAUUCCUGGAUGUUCAGGAGAUUACUCAAGCUACGCCCAAAAGCCUUGGACUUCAUCAGAAUUUCUAUUGGCAGAGGCGAUGACACUUAUUUCUGGUGGGAUCCAUGGACUCCCUUUGGCCCUCUUUACAGCUAUCUUGGUCAAGAUGGACCAACCCUCUUGGGGAUCCCACUAUUUGCGCUGGUCUCAGAUGUUUGGAAUGGGAGUUCUUGGUCUUUCUCUGCAGCAAGGUCUAAUCGUCAGCUUCAGUUAUUGUCUUUUCUUACCACAAUCUCCCCAGCUAAUGGACCAGAUGUUCCUAAAUGGAUCAUCAACGGGAAUACUCAUAAAUCUUUCAUAUCUCGUUUGGUUUGGGAGGCUAUUCGGCCGCAUCUUCCUGUAAAAGCUUGGGCUCCCCUCCUCUGGCACAAAGGACUCAUCCCACGCCAUGCAACAACUACUUGGCUCUUCAUUCUUGAUAGGAAUCCUACAUUAGACCGUCUCCUUUCUUGGGGUCUAGAUGUUGAUACUAUAUGCCUCCUAUGCGGUAAUGCUGAUGAAUCAAGGAAUCAUUUAUUCUUUGAGUGUCCAUAUUCGGUGGAAGUUUGGUCAUCUAUCUGUGCUCGUCUCAAUUUUACCUCUCCUCCAACCUCAUGGAAUGCGACUAUGGCGUGGUUACCGAAUGCUUCUUCAGAUCGUUCUAUCAAAAUUGCUCUACUACAAGCUUGGCAAGCAAACUGUUUACAGCUUAUGGCAAGAGCGUAA
Molecule: messenger RNA, 5079 nt
Organism: Brassica rapa (field mustard)
Lineage: Eukaryota; Viridiplantae; Streptophyta; Magnoliopsida; Brassicales; Brassicaceae
Molecular function (GO): catalytic activity
Source: RefSeq, a predicted model, not a curated record